AUGAACAAGUGGCAAGAUAUAACGGAUAUGAGCGUGUCGAAAGAAUCAUUGGACAUGUUGUCCGAAUAUUGUAGCGAAUUCCUUAUCCAUGCCGCUGAUGUUGAAGGACUAUGUCAAGGCAUCGAUGAAGACUUGGUGAAAAAGCUGGGUGAAUGGGUAACAAUCCCAACUACAUACGCGGGGGGCGCCAAAGAUAUCUCCGACCUCGCUCUUGUCGACAGGCUAUCGCAGGGACGCGUCGAUCUGACAUACGGAAGUGCGCUUGACAUGUUUGGUGGGACGCAAGUUAAAUUUGAUGACCUCGUCAAAGAAAAUGCCAUCCGAAAAGCCAAAAACAAGAUAGCAUAUUCAUAG
This is a messenger RNA of Psilocybe cubensis, 354 nucleotides long. RefSeq lists its product as uncharacterized. Gene Ontology annotation, cellular component: cytoplasm. The transcript has 5 exons. Lineage: Eukaryota; Fungi; Basidiomycota; Agaricomycetes; Agaricales; Agrocybaceae. Gene Ontology annotation, biological process: L-tryptophan biosynthetic process; L-histidine biosynthetic process. Gene Ontology annotation, molecular function: 1-(5-phosphoribosyl)-5-[(5-phosphoribosylamino)methylideneamino]imidazole-4-carboxamide isomerase activity. The coding region runs from base 1 to 354 and encodes 117 amino acids. The record is from RefSeq and is a predicted model, not a curated record.